UGUAGUGCUGGGCGCUUCAGUCAGCGGUCCCGAGCGGACCUGCCUCUUAUAGACAGAGAUAUUAGACAGAUAUAUCCGUGUGUGUCUCCACGCCUCGGUGUGCUCUCUGCCCGGGAGGACCGCUGUGUGACAGGAUGGAGGACAUCUGCUGUCAGCUCAGUGCACCGGCUGCUUCACUGUCAGCUAGGACUCUGGGAGCUCUGCGCGUCUUAUGACAGAAACUACACCGUCGGGGGGAAUGCUAGGCAAACUGCUCGUGUUGUUUCAUACACAUGUAGUUUGGAGACUUGUGAAGGUUAGCAACAUGCGGAGUGUGAUGUAAAACUCAAACACCAGCUGACCAGGAGGUGCUUUUGGUUUCUACGUGGAUUAAUCGACAGCUGUGGUCGCCUCUGACUUUACUUUUUCUUCCACAAACCGCGAAGCUGUCACUGUCAGUGGAAAAACCGAGCGAACACGAUGCACGCGAGCUGCUGUUCCCCCCCGAACAUGUGCAACAAGUUACCGCGUGCGCACACACACCGGCCCACUGACCGACAUUAGCCGCGAACUGGAGGUCUCCAUCUGGCUGAAACAUGUUUAUUUUGUGGGUGCCGGUUAGCUUAUUCCUCAGCUUCAUCAUUUCUCAGACGUGGAGCGUUCAGAUGUCGUGGGAUAACUGGAACGCCGAGCUGCGCAACCGAGGGAAUGAGUUCGAUAAGCCGAGCUCUCAGCCACACAUCGUGUUCAUCCUGGUGGAUGAUCAAGGCUUCCGGGAUGUUGGGUACCACGGCUCCGAGAUCAAAACCCCGACUCUGGACCGGCUGGCCGCGCAGGGAGUCAAACUGGAGAAUUACUACGUGCAGCCGCUGUGCAGCCCGUCCCGGAGCCAGCUCAUGACCGGCAGGUAUCAGAUCCACACAGGCCUUCAGCACUCAAUCAUCCGAGCCACCCAGCCCAACUGCCUGCCCCUUGAAAAUGUCACCCUGCCCCAGAAGCUCAAGCAAGCGGGCUACUCCACCCACAUGGUGGGCAAGUGGCACCUGGGCUUCUACAAGCGUGGCUGUCUGCCCACGCAGCGUGGCUUCGACACUUUCUUCGGCUCUCUGCUAGGAAGCGGUGACUACUACAGUCACUAUAAAUGUGAAGGGCCCGGUAUGUGUGGCUACGAUUUGUACGAAGGGGAGGAAGCAGCUUGGGAACAGGACCGCGGCUUGUACUCGACCGUGAUGUUCACUCGAAAGGCUAUCAGCAUCUUAGCCAAUCACAACCCUCGCAGACAACCCUUGUUUCUUUACUUAGCCUAUCAGGCGGUUCAUUCCCCGCUGCAGGUCCCUGCCCGCUACCUCGAGCGCUACAAGGGCAUUCCAAACUUGCAUCGUCGUAAAUAUGCCGCCAUGGUGUCCUGCCUGGACGAAGCUAUCCACAACCUCACGUUGGCGCUAAAACGCUACGGUUAUUAUGACAACACAGUUAUAGUGUACUCCUCAGAUAACGGAGGCCAGCCCUUAGCAGGUGGAAGCAACUGGCCCCUGAGGGGGAGUAAAGCCACCUACUGGGAAGGGGGGAUUCGGGCGGUAGGCUUUGUCCACAGUCCCCUGUUGGUGAACAAAGGGACAAAAUGUCGAUCUUUGGUCCACAUCACUGACUGGUUCCCUACGCUGGUGACACUGGGUGAGGGGACUUUAGACGAAGAUCUAAGUCUGGACGGGUACGACGUCUGGGAGGCUAUCAGUGAAGGCCGUCCAUCUCCUCGCCAGGACAUUCUUCACAACAUUGACCCAAUCUACAUCAAAGCCAAGAAUGGUUCGUGGAAGGCCGGGUAUGGCUUAUGGAACACAGCAAUCCGGGCUGCGCUCCGGGUGGGCCACUGGAAGCUUCUGACGGGUGUCCCAGGCUACAGCGACUGGGUGCCCCCGCAGACCUUCUCCAACCAGCGGCUAACCAAUCGCUACCAUAAUGAGCGCGUCCGUUGGGACCGGGGGAAUUCCAUCUGGCUGUUCAACAUCACAGCCGACCCUUAUGAGAGAGUGGACCUGUCCCAGCGCUACCCUCACAUAGUGAAGAAGAUGCUAAUAAGGCUAGCGCAGUACAACAGGACUGCAGUGCCUGUACGCUACCCGGCGAAAGACCUGCGCUCUAACCCUCAGUACAAUGGGGGCGUGUGGGGACCCUGGUACAAAGACGAGAGGGAGGAGCAAGAGGAGGACGAGAGAUACAAUACCUUGUUCACCAACCAUCUUGGAAAAAGAAGGUGGAAAAAGAAAUCAAAGAACAGAAAGUUGAAAAGGAAGGUAGAAGAGUAGCCUACCCCAUUUGUGAAAGACUUUAACUGCCUUUUCUCAGGGAUUGACACUUCCUGUUUCAGGAUUGUCCUCUUCAGACAUUCUAUCUCGGGUUAAUUUCAACUUGACUCCACUAUAUACUGUAUGAAAAACAAUGCGGAUGGACCUUUUGAAAUGCCUCAAAGGAAUAAGAAAAAGAUCCUCUCAUUCAAACACUGUUGUCAUGCAUAGACACAACUAAGACCUCAUGUUAAAGUUAGGGGCAUUUAAAUGUACAAUAUGUAACUUUCUGCCGCUAGGGGUCUCUUAACCAAAACAAUGGAUUGUACACACAGACUUUUGAUGAUGUUGGGAAGUUGCGUGGAAUUAUGGGAGUAGUUUUUAUUGUUUAACACCAUCGCUGGUUAGAAUGCAAUUAAGUUUAUUCACGUUACGUUUAGUAACGUUUAUUUAUGUCAUUCUAAUAAAAUAGUUGCAUUU
This is a messenger RNA of Perca flavescens (yellow perch), 2744 nucleotides long. It is a transcript of the gene arsj, whose product is annotated as arylsulfatase family, member J. NCBI's taxonomy places the organism in Eukaryota, Metazoa, Chordata, Actinopteri, Perciformes, Percidae. The transcript is spliced from 2 exons. Gene Ontology annotation, molecular function: sulfuric ester hydrolase activity. The record is from RefSeq and is a predicted model, not a curated record. The coding region runs from base 576 to 2285 and encodes 569 amino acids.